AUGCCUCGCGUCUUUCUCAUCACCGGCUGCUCGACCGGCUUCGGUAAAGACUACGUUCAGGAAGUCCUCGAUCGCGGAGAUUACUGUGUAGCCACAGCUCGUAAGCCCGAGCAGCUAGAAUUCUCAGGAACCAACGACAAGAACUACCUCUCCUGCCGUCUCGACGUGACGGACAAAUCCUCAAUUCAAGAGGCAUUCGACAAGGCCCUAAACAAGUUCGGCCGCGUCGAUGUGGUAUGCAACAAUGCAGGAUACGGCCUCUCAGGCUGCUUCGAGGAGUACAAAGACAAAGAGAUCCGACAGCAAAUGGAGAUCAACUUCUUUGGGCUGCUGGACGUGACAAGAAUAGCAUUGGAGACGAUGCGUGACAAGCAGAGCCCACAAGGAGGUCGCAUCCAGCAAGUCACGAGUAUUGGUGGUCAGCGGGGUGUGCCAACCUUUAGCACUUACUGCGCUAGCAAGUGGGCUGUCGAAGGAUUCACAGAGGCUCUAUCUCAAGAACUGAAGCCGGAAUGGAAUAUCAAACUGACUUGCAUUGAGCCUGGUGGUUUCCGCACUGAUUGGGCUGGACGCAGCAUGCAGUUUGCGGAGCGACAUCCCGCCUACGAUCAUAUCGAUGCGAAGACGCAGAUGACCAAGCGUAAUGGUACGCAGGCUGGAGACCCUAAGAAGGGUGCAAAGGCCAUGUACGAGUUCGGAAUCAUGGACGAUCCACCGUUGAGAAGUGUGAUCGGUAGUGAUGCCUACAAGGCCAUCAUGGGCAAGAUCGAGCAAUACGGGGAAAACUACAAGAAGUAUGAAAAGAUUGCCAACAGCACAGACGUGGAUGGUUACAAGCCACCAUCUUAG
This is a messenger RNA of Lithohypha guttulata, 849 nucleotides long. RefSeq lists its product as uncharacterized. The record is from RefSeq and is a predicted model, not a curated record. The transcript has a single exon. Gene Ontology annotation, molecular function: oxidoreductase activity. Bases 1 to 849 code for a protein of 282 amino acids. NCBI's taxonomy places the organism in Eukaryota, Fungi, Ascomycota, Eurotiomycetes, Chaetothyriales, Trichomeriaceae.